This is a messenger RNA of Thlaspi arvense, 1236 nucleotides long. The record is from the annotation of a GenBank genome assembly. NCBI's taxonomy places the organism in Eukaryota, Viridiplantae, Streptophyta, Magnoliopsida, Brassicales, Brassicaceae.
AUGGACAUCAUCAGUCAAUUUUCAGAUGACUUGCUCAUCCGAAUACUGUCGCUUGUCCCGACAAGCCAUGCCCUGGCCACAAGUCGUUUGUCGAAAAGAUGGCAGUUUCUUUGGAGUUUAGUGCCAAAACUUGAGUAUGAUGAUAGCAGUCACGGUGAUGAUAACUACGCGACCUUCACGCACUUUGUUUACAGGUCUUUGAUGUCAAAUAAGGCACCGGUCCUAGAGAGCUUGUAUCUCAAGCUAGGUCACAAGUGUCAAGCCGUAGAUAUUGGAAUAUGGAUUGACACUGCAGUUGCUCACCGUGUGCGUGCGCUUACAGUUGAUAUCCUUUCUUCUGAGAAAGGGCCCAUCAGUUUGCCGAGUAGCAUGUAUACAUGUGAAACCCUAGAAACCUUGAUACUCUGGAAUUGCAUUCGUUUGGAUGUUCCUUUUUCUGUUCGUCUCCCGUCGCUGAAAAUUAUGGAACUUAAGGAUGUGGACAUAGGGUCUCUUCAAAGGCUCUUAUCCGGUUGUCCUAAACUUGAGACUCUUGCUGUGAAACAAGAUAACCUGGACGUGGCUCUUGCGCUGCCUUCUCUACUGAGAUUGAAGAUGACCAAUGAGGGAAUAGCCCCAAAGGGUAGCGGGUUUGUGAUAGAUGCUCCUUCUCUCGUGAGACUUUGCAUUAAAGAUGAUGUCCUUUACGACUUUCAUCGAAUUGAGUAUAUGCCCCAGUUAGAACAGGCGUAUGUUGACAUGACUUGUGGAGCUAACCACAAGUUUCUGAAAGCUUUUACUUGUGUCCGCACGCUUCAUCUAUGUUUAUCAUUUUCAGAGGUUCUGUCUCCUUGUGGCAUGAUCUUUCACAACCUCGUUCUUCUGGAACUGAGUACAUGUGCUCAAGGUUGGUGGAAUCUUCUCACUCAUAUGCUCCAAAAUUCUCCCAAGCUAAAAUAUCUCAUACUCACUGAUGAACAUGAGCUUGAUUUUCCUAGUAUAGAAACUCCGGAUUGCUGGAAGCCACCCAUUUCUGUUCCCAACUGUUUCUCGUACAGUCUUGAAGAUUUCGAGUGGGACGGUUACAACGGGAGACGAGGAGAUAGAGAGAUUGCCACAUACCUUGUGGCCCACGCUACUCGUUUGAAGACAGCAGUUUUCUCUCCAGCAGAUUCCACCCGUGAUGAUGUUGGGGAGAGAUAUAGAAUGUUACAGGACUUGGCCUCUGUGGCUACGCCUCAAAUUUUUUUCGAAUGA